Molecule: messenger RNA, 1040 nt
Organism: Drosophila albomicans
Lineage: Eukaryota; Metazoa; Arthropoda; Insecta; Diptera; Drosophilidae
Gene: Dic4
Product: mitochondrial dicarboxylate carrier
Exons: 4
Biological process (GO): thiosulfate transport; phosphate ion transmembrane transport
Molecular function (GO): thiosulfate transmembrane transporter activity; antiporter activity; sulfate transmembrane transporter activity
Source: RefSeq, a predicted model, not a curated record
UAUUUGGAGGUACUGGCUAAUUCCGAUGAUAAAGACUCACGCCGGCCACGUUGGUGGUUUGGUGGCUUGGCCUCCACCGUCGUGGCCGUGAUUGUAGCGCCAUUCGAUUUGAUCAAGACUCAUAUGCAGACUCAAAAGCGUAAAAAGAGCAUGUUAAAGACAGCGGCCAAGGUCAUACGAUUAAGAGGAAUAUUUGGUUUUUACGAUGGUUUUCCGGCUGCUGCAUUGCGGCAAAUGUUUGCAACAAGUCUGCGAUUCACAUUGUACAAUCUGGGCAAGGAUUUUCAGGUGUUGGACAAUCGUCUAGGAGUCAAAAUUGCGCUGGCCAGCAUGGCGGGCACCGCCGGCUCAGCUAUUGCCAUACCCUUGGAUGUCAUCAAUGUGCGCAUGCAAACCGACAUGAAAUCAUCGGAUCUAGAGGGACGCAAAUAUAAAUGUUUAUCGGAUGCCUUGAUACGCAUUCCCAGGGAGGAGGGCUGGAAGGGAUUGUAUAAUGGUGGUUUUGCUUGUGUUCUCAAAUCGGCUAUUGGCACAAUCGGACAAAUUGCUAUCUACGAUCACAUCAAAGGCCAGAUACAGGCACAUUACGAUAUGGAUGAUAAUAUCAAAUUGCAUAUCACGAGCUCUGUUAUGUCAUCCAUCAUCGAUUCCAUUCUUACACAACCCUUCGAUGUCCUCAAAACCCUGAUGAUGAAUGCACGUCCCGGCCAAUAUCCCAACAUGCUCCAUGCUGUCCACUUUAUGAUGCGCUUUGGCGUCUUGAGUCCCUAUCGAGGUUUGAUGCCGGCCCUAGCCCGCAAGGUGCCGGCCACAAUUAUGAUGUAUGUGAUCUAUGAACAGUUGCGCUUGAAGAUGGGAAUUUUAGAAAUUGAUGAGUGAAUGAGGCAAGCAGUAAUAUAAUAAUAAUUUGUUCACAUAUCCAUUCCACUUUUAUACUGAUUUUUCUUUUCAAUGUUAACAAAAUUUUCGUGUUAAUUUAGAUAUUAUCCAUUCAUUUUUCAAAUAGAAUAGAAAGUUGUAUUGCACCAAUGGGAAAAUAA